AUGGGGAACGCGUGUUGUGUUGCUGCUCGAGACAAAAUGGUGGUGCCUAAUUCAUCAGCUGGUGAGAGUUUGCAGAGGAGCAAUCUCAGGCAUUCUCCAACUUGGAGUUUCCGGUGGGAUAACAGAGGACGUGUAGCUGGUGAAGAAACCUCUCUCAGUUGGUUAUCUGAUGGGAUUAGUCGUAACGAUGGGUCUGAGAUCAAAUUUGAAUCUGCAUUUGUAUCUUCUGAAGGGUCUCCUUUGGACAGUUUCCGGACACAGACAUUCCAGAAAUCUCCAGCCUCAGAUCUAUCUUUUCCAAGAAAUUCUUCCAUGGAUACAGUCUUUGAACAGAAAGAAAAUGGUUCAACAGAGUCUGCAGCACCAUCAUAUCCAUAUCAUGCACAACUGUCUCUUUCACUGGCUUCACAGCCAUCAUCUUUCCCAACGUCACCGCUUUCGUCCCAGAGCCACUUGCACACUGCAAGUUCAUCUACACUUAAAAUGACACAGCGCCCUCGUCUAUCAAAGCAAGUCUCAGAUGGUCAACACUAUGGAGUGAACUCACUAAGUAGAAGCUCAGCAACUGAAGAGAGGCAGCAGGGAGCUCCUUUGAGAUAUAAUUCUUCUCAGAGUGGACCAUCUGAAAGUUGGUCAAUGCAAGGCUUUUCUGAAAGGAUGUCAUCUUCUCGCAGCGACGAGCCUUUGUCGUAUGAUAAUGAUUGCUUUGGGCUUCAACGUGAUAAGUUAGACUAUCAGCAGCAAACCUGUGGUGCUUGCUCUAGACCCUUGUCAGAGAAAUCCAUGUGGAGCAGCCAAAAGAUUUUUAUGACCAACGAGCUCUCUGUGUCUGCAAUUUUAGCUUGUGGGCAUGUGUAUCAUGGUGAGUGUUUGGAGCAGAUGACGCCGGAAAUUGAUAAAUUUGACCCUUCAUGCCCAAUCUGUACAUUGGGUGAGAAGAAAACGGCGAAGCUGUCAGAGAAAGCCUUGAAAGUAGAGAUGGAUUUGAUAGCUAGGCACAACAAAAGACUCAGAGCCCGGGUUUUGGACAGUGAUUUUGAUUGUGAUGAUUUCGUAAUGUUUGAUCACGGCCACAGGGCAGCAGCAGCAGCAGCAGGCAAGAGCCCUAAGCUAGUCUCGAGCUCGAGUGUCAAAAACCAUUCCGCAAAGCCAUUCUUGGCUCGACAUUUCUCUUUUGGGUCCAGAGGUCACAGUAAAUCAACUAAAGAGAAUCUUGCUGUCAAAAAGAAAGGCUUCUUCUGGACCAAAUCCAGCAAAAAUUGA
Microthlaspi erraticum is the source of this 1263-nucleotide messenger RNA. The record is from the annotation of a GenBank genome assembly. Lineage: Eukaryota; Viridiplantae; Streptophyta; Magnoliopsida; Brassicales; Brassicaceae.